AUGGCGUCUCCUCUCUACUUCACGUCUGCUGUGAAGCAGUUCUCUUCAACUCUUCCUCCUCUUCUUCGGGUUAAUAGUAGAGGAAGAAAUAUGACAAACGACUCUUUGGUUUCAACUUCCCACACCUCUCGCGCUACUAAGCGCCUUCCCCGUUGGCGCGCUUCCGGCGGACGCCGCGGCGGCCAGAGAAGAGGAGGAGGAGCAACAGAAGCAGGGGAAGUAAGAAGCUUCUUUGCCGUCUCCGUUGAAGGCGGGAUCGCUGCCGAGGCACGUGGCGGUGAUCAUGGACGGGAAUUCGAGGUGGGCGAGGGCGAGGGGGCUGCUGGCGUCGGCCGGGCAUGUGGCUGGGUACCGCGCCCUCAAGAAGAUCGUCGACCUGUCGUCCCGGUGGGGGGAUCCGGGCGCUCACCGUCUUCGCCUUCUCCUCCGAGAACUGGCGCCGCCCCAAGGCUGGUCGAGGUGGAGGUUGAUUUCCUGAUGAUUCUGUUGGAGGGUGUGCUGAAAGAGAACAUCGGAGAUUUCUUCAAGUACGUACUUUACUUCGAUACUGUAUUUACUUUGUUGGGUUAAAUCUCAUUAGCUCCCGCAGGGCAUGCAUGAACCUUUCAUCUUUGUUCGGUAACCACUGAUCGGUAAAGAACAUCUUAACCUUGGUAGAUCCAAUGAUCCA
Messenger RNA from Musa acuminata subsp. malaccensis (wild Malaysian banana), 670 nucleotides. NCBI's taxonomy places the organism in Eukaryota, Viridiplantae, Streptophyta, Magnoliopsida, Zingiberales, Musaceae. The record is from RefSeq and is a predicted model, not a curated record.